Adineta steineri is the source of this 975-nucleotide messenger RNA. The record is from the annotation of a GenBank genome assembly. NCBI's taxonomy places the organism in Eukaryota, Metazoa, Rotifera, Eurotatoria, Adinetida, Adinetidae.
AUGGCAACUGCUUUCGAUUCGAACGUUGUGAAUACCAAUAAUCGUUGGACUAUGAAAACUUUGAACUCCGAACGAUUCUUAUGUAAUGGUCGUUUACAAAUGAUAUUCGAUAUGGAGACUGGUGAUAUGGAUGAUUUUGCUACUCUUCUUCUUCUACUCGGACAUCCACUGGUCAAUCUCAAGGCUAUUACUGUUGUCCCUGGUACGCCUGAUCAAAUUGGCUUUAUUCGUCAUGUGUUGUCACUCUUUGGUCGAGCUGAUAUGCCCCUUGGUGUAUUCAAUAUGAAUGCUAAACCUGCUCUAUCAAGAUUUCAUUAUAAAGUGUACGAUCCUGCAUUGAUACAAGAAUCAAGAGUUGCACUCGAUGGCGCUGAUGUUCUAUUGACUCAUUGCGAUGAAAACACAAUUCUUGUAUGUGGAGGACCUUUAAGCAAUGUUGGUAAAGCGAUUAAGACCGGACAGUUUAAAGUAGGUCGAUUAGUUGUACAGGGUGGAUUUGCUGGUGAUAAUAUUGUGCCUGAUAAGAAACGAAUAAAUAGGUUCAGAGGCCUAAUCACUGCUCCAGCGUUCAAUUUAGAUGGAGAUAUCGAGUCAACUAUGGCUGUAUUACGUUGCACGUCCAUUGACGAGAAAUUCUUUGUUUCAAAAAACGUCUGUCACAAAGUACAUUACACGAGAGAUACUCACAAGGAUCUCGGAUCAAUUAAAAACAAAAGUUUAUCGUUGAAAGAAAUACAUCGUGUUAUGGGAAUUUAUCUGCAGCGGUCGGAUAUAUACGGGAAAAUAUUUCACGAUCCUUUCGCAGCAUGUUGUGCAAUCGAUCCAACCAUUGGCGAAUGGCGAGAUGUUGAAUUAUAUCGAGAUGAAAAUACAAAUGAAUGGGGAUCACGAAUAGUCGCUCAACCGAAUAUCAAGAUCAUUGUAGACUAUAAUCGAACAAAGUUUCUGGAUACACUUUUUGCAUAUGCAGAAUAG